AGCGCAAUGUGAUAAACAAAUCGGAACGUGCAGAAUCAAUUUGGUCUUUCACUUGUGAUCAACGGAAGUAACCACUGGUGAGGAGCGUCAAGCAGAUCUUGAAAUCGGAGUAUGCGAGCACGACGCCGACAAUUGUGCUGAUUUAAAAGAGAUCGUUUGCCCAAACCCGGCCUUGAACACGAAAUGUGCAAAGACUUGCGGGCUAUGUUCAGGUUGCACAAGUUAGAAGAAGAACUUAUUGCUGUAAGAAAAACGUGGAAAGGUCCAAAGGAAAAUUUCUGCCUCGCCUCGGGAAUUUGGGUCCAAGAACAGGGUGGACACAAAUAGAGUCAGAAAAUCGUGUUUUGGGUUGGCUACGUCAAAGCGGCCGUGCAACAGAAGGGGUCAAAACUUUGAAACAAACAUGCAGGAGUAUGCGAGCACGACGCCGACAAUUGUGCUGAUUUAAAAGAGAUCGUUUGCCCAAAGCCGGCCUUGAACACGAAAUGUGCAAAGACUUGCGGGCUAUGUUCAGGUUGCACAAGUUAGAAGAAGAACUUAUUGCUGUAAGAAAAACGUGGAAAGGUCCAAAGGAAAAUUUCUGCCUCGCCUCGGGAAUUUGGGUCCAAGAACAGGGUGGACACAAAUAGAGUCAGAAAAUCGUGUUUUGGGUUGGCUACGUCAAAGCGCCGUGCAACAGAAGGGGUCAAAACUUUGAAACAAACAUGCAGAAUCCAGAGCACUUUACAGCCAUGUCUAUCUGGUUGUCGAAAGUACUUGAUGACAUUGGGGCCGGUAAGGAAACAGUAAUGGAGCGGAAAAAAACGUUUUUGGAGAGAGAAUGCAUGGCAACGUUAUUUCAAACAGUGUGUGGUUCGACAGCUCAAUAUUUCCAUUUCGGGAGUCAAUCGGAAGGGACCACCAUUCCUGGUCUCCAGUCUGAUAUUGAUGUCCUAAUUAGUUCCGGCAAAGUUAAGAUCAUGAGGGUUUGGGUAGACUGGGAGGCAGGGAUGUGUAAUUUUCUGAUGCUCCAAGACGACAUGACACCUCCGCAACAGUACUUGCUACAAGUUAUCAAAUUUUACACACCUAAGCCGGUUAUGUCUUUGUGUGAUGUAAUGUGUGAUAAUUGUGCUUCGGUAUGGGAUGACAGAUGGGCGAGGACAGAUUCUGGGGAGGUACUAAUGAGCGCUGAACGAUUUAAACAGGAUUUAGCGUAUAAGUAUAGAGAUUGCGAGUUAACAAAAAAUGGACCUUCUGUGAGUUAUAUCCCUAACUGGGAUAUAGUAGUAGCCUAUAUCGUUCCAAAACCUCUUCCUGAAAUACAACACUGGAUAGACAGAUUCAUGGGUAGACACUGGCCACCUGUGCAACUACUAGAAGCCGCACGGAUAGCUCCGUGUUUCCUGGUACCUUCCGGUCAUCCAGACAGUGAUUACAAGCGCGAAGAAUGGCGCCUGUCACCGAACCUGAUUGAACGAAUGCUAAUGUUUAGCUUUAAUCUGACACAAAUUAAAUGUUACAUUGUCUUAAAACUAAUAAAAAAAUCCUUAUUUUCUAAAGUUGUUGGAGACUCUAUAACAAGCUAUCAUUGUAAAACUAUUAUGUUUUUUACUUUAGAAAGAACACAACCUUGUCUGUGGUGCGAACAUAACCUUAUGUUUCUACUUUGGCUUUGUUUACACGAGUUAAAGAACAGCCUUAGAUUCGGAAGGCUCCCACAUUAUAUAAUAAAAGGAGUCAACUUGUUCGACGGGAAGCUCUCUAAAGUGCAGCAGAGACACUUGUUAGUGUACAUAGACUCCAUGAUAAGUAACAACUUACAAGAUAUUUUUUGCAUGGGUAUAGAUAACAUAGGAAGUCGGUUAAAAGCGUGUGAUGUAUUGCGAAUAGGAAAAACUUGCGAACUUGGGCGUGUAUGCUUACGAAACAGUAUCAGCUUAUUGCUGAUGUUCGACUGCUUGAGCAGGUUUCUGGCUAGUUUUACAUUUUACACAGAAGAGCUUGUAGGCAGUUCGUUUACAACUUUCGAGCAAGAUAUAAUGAAUAAAAUACGCACUUGUGUUGAAUACCCCACAAAUGCAAGAUUGAAAACAGUCCCUUUAAGAGUUAUUAAACGUCUGUUCUUGUUACAAAUUUCCAUUCGAAUAUCUAACCGUUUGCGACUUCGAAACGUUCUUGGCAGUGAAAGCAUAAGGCGUGUCCAAUAUUCCUUAAACUCGGAUGUAGCUUCUAGUCAUUUAAAGUUAGCUUCACAAUUAUACUGUAGUGGACAUUUUCACGCGGCAGUCAGAGUGUUGGAGGAUGUGGAUAGGAGGUAUCACAACAGGGUCAAGGCUGUAUGCGGACACAGAAUUCUACCAGAUGACCAAGAUAUCGAUACGUUCGCUAAUAUGAUAUCAAGUCACAAUGACAAAGUAUUCAGUGAACUGCCAUUCGCAUUUUGUGUCAGUUUUUUUCGGCAAGAAAUGUACUGCGCUCCUUUUAUAUUGUGGUUUGAAAUGAAUCGCAAUACCACUGCAGAGGAAGCGGCACAGAGAUAUUACAUUGAAAAAGAGUGGAUGGACUGUGCUGAGGUGGAUGCUCGUACGUUCCUACACUAUCUACAGUAUCUCACGUAUGGAGGACUCGGUGAACGUGACAAUCAGCUACAUACAUUAAGAGUCUUUGAGUGUUUUAUAAACGAUAUAAGAAACCACUCAAAGAUACAUCAUGCAGAGACUGCAAUUAACUUGCUGGGACACUGCUAUGAAAUGGAAGGAGACUAUGAAAGGGCGUUACAAUACUACGAGCUGUCGUUGCAUUGUCUCGGUACAAACAAUGCUGCUAAUUGGCACGUCCGGCGUGUUCUGCGUCUUAUAAACGGAUAAAAUACUAUAUGUUGUAUAUAUGUGCAUGAUAUUGAAAACGAACUGUACAUGCAUUGUUAAGAAAAUUAGCUUUUUCAUCAUUUACCUCGCUAUUUCAAUGUAGUUGAAGUAUUCAUAUAUUAACAUCGCUAUAUUAUUCAUGAACGGUUAUCAUUUUAUUAGGAACUUGGUUGAUCAAUAUUUGUGUUUUUGUUUUGUAUGCUGAUAAAUUUAGGUUAUAUGUAUCUGCAUAGUAAUUUGUGUUGUAAAUAUAUGUGUUGAAUGUAAUUAAGUGUCAGAAGUUAUGAGCAGCAAGUAUACUUAUGACUAUAACUCGUACAUUUACAUCCAUUGGAAAAUAAAGUAAGUUGAUCGGGAAUUCAGGAACCAUUUAGAGAUUUUGUAUUAGAUAAACCUGGAAAAAUGAAUAAAAUAUUUACCAUU
This is a messenger RNA of Dreissena polymorpha, 3272 nucleotides long. RefSeq lists its product as uncharacterized. The record is from RefSeq and is a predicted model, not a curated record. NCBI's taxonomy places the organism in Eukaryota, Metazoa, Mollusca, Bivalvia, Myida, Dreissenidae. Gene Ontology annotation, molecular function: protein binding. The transcript is spliced from 9 exons. The coding region runs from base 705 to 2849 and encodes 714 amino acids.